This is a messenger RNA of Ambispora gerdemannii, 750 nucleotides long. Lineage: Eukaryota; Fungi; Glomeromycota; Glomeromycetes; Archaeosporales; Ambisporaceae. The record is from the annotation of a GenBank genome assembly.
AUGCCCGCAAAAAUCGUUACACGCCGUUCAGGAGAUCGUGGUUAUGCGAAUCACGGCUGGUUAGAUACUCAUCACACUUUUUCAUUCGCCAGUUAUUAUGAUCCGGAAUUCGAAGGCUUCGGUUCGUUACGUGUUAUCAAUGAAGAUAAAGUCGAUCCACAAUCAGGGUUCGGGACUCAUUCUCAUCGUGAAUUCGAAAUAUUUUCGUAUAUUAUCUCGGGAGAAUUAGAGCAUCGCGACUCAAUAGGAAAUGUAGAAAUUCUCAAACGCGGCGAUGUUCAAUUCACGACAGCUGGAACUGGGAUCUCACAUUCGGAAUACAAUGUUCAUCCCUCAUUACCAGUACACUUCCUUCAAAUUUGGGUAAAACCCGACACUGCUCGUCUUGCGCCCGAAUAUCACACAAAAUCAUUUACCGAUACUGAGAAAACAAAUUCACUUGUGCAUAUAAUCGCACCAGUAUCAAAAAAUAAUAAUUCGACUAUUGGCAUUCAUACCGAUUUCAAUAUGUAUGCUAGUAUUUUAGAGCCAGGUCACAGUGUGAAUCAUGUAGUUCAGGGAGAAGGAAGCACAAGUAGAAGAUUGUAUGUGCAUUUGGCUAGUACUGGUGGUCAAAUUAAAGUUUCGGGAAAAGAACUGUUGAAGCAAGGUGAUGGAGCUUUUUUUACGGAUGUUUUACCUGAUGAAGAAAUUUUGUUCGAGAAUGUUGGUGAUAAAAAUGGCGAAUUUAUAUUAUUUGAUUUAGCUUAA